UGGCCAGACCCCCAGAAAACACAAUGCCGCCAUCUACUGGUUAGAACGCAGCAUUGCAAGUGUGGCUGCGUUAUGGAUCUCGCGAGAUCUGAGCUGUGCGUGGACAGCGGACCAAAACAGGAAUAUGGCAUCAGUGUUCGGUGGAAUAGAAGGGGGAGGGACUCACUCCAAGGCUGUGCUGCUGUCAGGAGACGGGAAGGUGUUGGGAGAGGCAGUGGGACCCUGCACCAACCACUGGUUGAUCGGCGUGGAUAAAUGUCUCGAAACCAUCAACGAAAUGGUCCAGAAAGCCAAGCUCGCCGCAGGACUGGAUCCAAACACACCGCUACGCUGCCUGGGUAUGUCUCUGAGCGGGGGCGAGCAGAAGGAUGCCAUCGACAACCUGAUAGCUGUGAUGAAGGAGCGGUUCCCACAUCUCAGCGAGCAUUACUUCAUCACCACAGAUGCCAUUGGUGCGAUGGCAACGGCUAGUGAUCGAGGAGGUGUAGUCCUGAUAUCAGGGACCGGCUCCAACUGCAAGCUGGUCAACCCUGACGGCUCACAGAUCGGCUGCGGAGGCUGGGGUCACCUGAUGGGAGACGAAGGAUCAGCGUUCUGGAUCUCUCAUUUGGCCGUGAAGACGGUAUUUGACGCCAGAGACAACCUGGCGGCGCCUCCUCAUGACAUCACGCACGUCAGAAAGGCCAUGGAAGAGUACUUCCAGGUAUCAGACCUGAUGGGCAUGCUGCCACACCUCUACAGAGACUUCAAGAAAUCUUUCUUUGCUGGUUUCUGCAAGAAGCUGGCUGAAGGUGCCGAAGCUGGAGACGCUCUCUGUCGGCACGUGUUUGCCGAGGCAGGCAGAGUCCUGGCUAAACAUGUGGUAGCAGUCCUACCUGCAGCACAAGAGCCUUUAAUUAGCGGUGAACUCGGGGUGCCCAUUCUGUGCGUGGGCUCCGUGUGGAAGAGCUGGUCUCUGCUGAAGCCAGGGUUCAUCGAAGUCUUGGACAAGGCGGCGGCGUCUGACGUGUUAAAGGGCCGUUUCCACGGCUACAGCCUCCUGAUUUUGCAGCAGUCCUCAGCCCUCGGAGGGGCCUGCCUCGGUGCUCAGCGUUCAGGCGCCUCAGUCAACAUGGAUUAUGGUGCCAAUGCUAAAAUUUUCUAUCAACAUUCCUUCGGCGCCAGCCAGUGACAACAGAGCACAAGGCCACUUUAUGAUUUUUUUAAGAGUCCAUUCUUCUUACUCCAAUCACAACGGCUCAAAUCCUGGUUUGCGGAAGGCUGGACUUGCACAUGAUUUCACAAGAUAAACAGAGAUGACAAAUAUGCAUUAAAUCCUGUGUGUUCUUGGCGCCUUCUGUAACAAGAACUGAAAUUACUUCAUAGAACUGUCAGAUUUGUUUUUCUACCUUUGUGAUUCAUUCGUAUUCAUGAUUUGUGAUAAACGUGCUGGUGAUUUUGCAGAAUCUACAGGACUGAAGAGAAAUUCUUGCUGCUCUGCCAAAGGUUCUGUGACUAAAAACAUUAGAUUUUACACAAACUACCAUUCUUUCCUCCUUGAUCAACACACAGUCACCAGAUUGUUGCCAUGUAAAAAUAGAUGCCAUUAACUUUAUGUAAAGCUUCAUACUGAUUCUUGAUUUUUAUAUUGUUUAUAUAAUAGCACAUUUGCAAUAAACAAACUAUUUAAGCAUAAA
This is a messenger RNA of Fundulus heteroclitus (mummichog), 1676 nucleotides long. RefSeq names its product N-acetylglucosamine kinase (gene nagk). Bases 125 to 1171 code for a protein of 348 amino acids. The record is from RefSeq and is a predicted model, not a curated record. Gene Ontology annotation, molecular function: N-acetylglucosamine kinase activity. The transcript is spliced from 11 exons. Lineage: Eukaryota; Metazoa; Chordata; Actinopteri; Cyprinodontiformes; Fundulidae.